AUAGACGACGAAAGGUGUUAUCUGCAGUGACGGCCACACACCUCAGUCCCUCACGCUCCUGUCUCCACGUGUCACCCGAAACUUCCGCCUACUCCGGAUAGCCCCAUCCCAGUCCCCUCUCUCUCCUCGCUCUCAUGUUUAUCUCCUCGCCCCACGUGCACUCGCACAGGUAUAUAUUACCCCCCUCGAACUAUAAGAAAGACGGGUUUGUUCAAGUUUUAGAGAGAGAAAGAGAGAUGGAUCACUCAGCAGAUGCUCACAGAACGGAUUUGAUGACCAUAACGAGGUUCGUGUUGAACGAGCAAUCCAAGUAUCCUGAGUCUCUUGGUGAUUUCUCUAUUUUGCUCAAUCACAUUGUUCUUGGCUGCAAGUUCGUUUGCUCUGCUGCUAACAAGGCGGGUCUAGCCAAACUUAUUGGACUUGCUGGGGAGACCAAUGUUCAGGGUGAAGAGCAAAAGAAGCUUGAUGUUCUGUCAAAUGAAGUGUUCAUUAAGGCCCUAGUAAGCAGUGGCCGAACAUGCAUCCUUGUCUCGGAAGAAGAUGAUGAAGCAACAUUUGUGGAGCCUUCAAGGCGCGGAAGGUACUGUGUUGUAUUUGAUCCAUUGGAUGGAUCCUCCAACAUUGAUUGUGGUGUUUCUAUUGGAACGAUUUUUGGGAUUUACAUGGUGAAAGAUGGCCAUGAACCAACUCUAAAUGAUGUGUUGCAACCUGGGAAGAACAUGCUUGCAGCCGGCUAUUGCAUGUAUGGAAGCUCUUGCAUGCUUGUUUUGAGCACCGGAUCUGGUGUUAAUGGUUUCACCCUGGAUCCAUCCCUUGGGGAGUUCAUACUUACUCACCCUGAAAUAAAGAUUCCAAAGAAAGGAAAGAUUUAUUCAGUGAAUGAAGGAAAUGCAAUUAAUUGGGAUGGUCCAACAGCCAAGUAUGUUGAAAAUUGCAAGUUCCCCAAGGAUGGAUCCUCAGCAAAAUCUCUAAGAUACGUUGGAAGCAUGGUAGCUGAUGUCCAUCGCACAUUACUUUAUGGGGGUAUAUUUUUGUACCCUGCGGAUAAGAAGAGCCCCAAUGGGAAACUGCGUGUUCUAUAUGAAGUCUUCCCAAUGUCCUUUUUGAUGGAACAAGCAGGAGGGCAGGCUUUUACUGGCAAGCAACGGGUACUGACUUCGUUGUUUUUGUUGUUGAGCUGUUUCGCUACUCAGAUUUAUGAAAACUUAGUAUUCAAUGUGCUUCCACCACCACCACCACCACCACCGUUAGUAUUAUUUAAAGAUAUGCUUCUAUUUCAAGUUAUCAAGCUGUUUCCUUGCUUGUUUGUCCUGCCCUCAUGUAAAGGGACCAUAGACUAUAUUAAUUAUAUUGUUCUAAAUUUGAUGCAUUGUUUUUUGAACUUGUAUAAGGUUACAUGGUAGUUUAUAGUUUAAGCUGCAUGGAAUUGGUAAUAUAUUAAUUUCAUAUGUUAAUAUGCA
Molecule: messenger RNA, 1460 nt
Organism: Populus nigra (black poplar)
Lineage: Eukaryota; Viridiplantae; Streptophyta; Magnoliopsida; Malpighiales; Salicaceae
Product: fructose-1,6-bisphosphatase, cytosolic-like
Exons: 11
Coding region: 135-1403 (422 amino acids)
Biological process (GO): fructose 1,6-bisphosphate metabolic process; gluconeogenesis; fructose metabolic process
Cellular component (GO): cytosol; cytoplasm
Molecular function (GO): fructose 1,6-bisphosphate 1-phosphatase activity
Source: RefSeq, a predicted model, not a curated record